This is a messenger RNA of Mycena indigotica, 2124 nucleotides long. RefSeq names its product Phenol 2-monooxygenase. The record is from RefSeq and is a predicted model, not a curated record. The transcript has 8 exons. The coding region runs from base 1 to 2124 and encodes 707 amino acids. NCBI's taxonomy places the organism in Eukaryota, Fungi, Basidiomycota, Agaricomycetes, Agaricales, Mycenaceae. Gene Ontology annotation, molecular function: FAD binding.
AUGGCGGAAAUACAACCCCAGAAAGUCUACGAUGUUGUCGUGGUUGGUGGGGGUCCGGCCGGAUUAAUGGCCGCACUGUGUCUCACGACCUAUGGCUUCAAUAUUUUACACAUCGACGAGCGUCCCCAUCCUACAACUGCUGGGCGAGCCGACGGAAUUCAACCGAGAACAAUUGAGGUUUUGCGCAACAUCGGUGGCGUUUCCACUGCUCCAAUACCCGGCGGGCCUGUUGUCGGGCAGCCUCCAAUCGGUGGUGGUGGUCUUGCAAAGAGGAUGAUCAGCCAAGGCGUUCGCGUUUAUGAGGUCGCUUUCUGGGACCCUACACCCACUCAAAAGCUCGCCCGUACUUCCCGAGCUCCGUCCUGCCCCGAGUUUAUUGACGUCGUCGAUAACUACACACUCCUCCUCCAUCAAGGUCUCAUUGAGCAAGCUUUCCUCGAGGAAAUCGAAGCGCGCCGGACCGUGCUUCCCGACCCACAACCCACGCCGCCGAGCGGCAUCUUUCGUCCUUACAACCUUCAAGACUGCCGUACCCUGUCAGAAAGCGAAGACCCACUAAGCAGGAGCCACCCUGUCGAGUGUACAAUUGAAAACGGCGACACCAAGACCACUUAUACGAUUCGUUCGCGGUACUUGCUUGGUUGCGAUGGUGCAAAGAGCCACGUUCGGCGAUGUAUCGCCGGAGGCAGAGUGGGCGACGGAGAAUGGCAAGGAAAGAUCACAAUGCAGGGCGAGGCUACCGACAUUAUUUGGGGUGUUUUGGACGCCAGAGUCAAGACCAAUUUCCCGGAUAUCAAGUACAAAUGCCUCAUCCACUCGAGGUCAGAGGGUAGCAUCAUGAUAAUUCCACGAGAGGCCAACCUGGUCCGGUUUUAUGUGCAACUUCAGACAACAGACAAUGGCAAGAUUGUUUCUAUUGCUCGCGACAAAGCUACACAAGACAUUUGCAUUGCUCGCGCAAAGAAGAUCUUCGAGCCCUACGACCUCGAGUUUGGUUAUGUCGACUGGUUCUCCGUUUACCAAAUUGGUCAACGUAUCGCAUCUUCAUACACACUCGACCACCGGAUAAUUCUUGGCGGAGAUGCGACUCAUACCCAUUCGCCACAAGCCGGUCAGGGCAUGAACAUCUCCAUGCUUGAUAUGUAUACCCUCUCCUGGAAACUCAACCUCGUCAUGAAGGGUCUCGCCCGACCAGAAGUACUUCUGCCCACAUACGAGGACGAGCGUCGGGGUGUUGCGCAGGAACUUCUCAAAUUCGAUGGCGCUUACUCGCGAUUGUUCUCUGGUCGUGGACCAGAUGCCAAACAGUUACCGAACGGUGUCGAUCCUGACGAGUUCAUCCGUAUGUUCAAGCAAAACGCCUUCUUCACCAGUGGUUGUGGGGCAGUCUACAGCGGAAAUGUGUUGAAUGCGCUUCCUGGGGAGAGGGUAGCGAAGGAAGGAAUAUUUAAUCCUCAGGGUUGCAAGCUCAUCCCCGGCCAACGGUUGACACCGGGCAAGGUUGUUCGUGUGGUUGACGGAAACGACGUGCGACUCCAGCAAGAAGUGAAGAUGAAUGGCGCAUUCCGAAUUCAUGUGUUUGCUGGAGAUCUGGCCAAGACACGUACGGCGUUGGAACGCUUUGCUGCGUUUAUUGACUCUCCUGGGUCCUUCUUCAACAAGUAUCGUGCAGCGCCUGGAACGCGAGCGAGCAUUAUCGAUGCACCAGCCGGCCUCAUAGACAAUGUUGGCGACGGCAAGUCAAGACAUAUCUUUAACCCAUUCUUUACCUUCCUCACUAUUGUCGGAACACAUUGGUAUCAAUGGGAGAUUGACGAGCUUCCAUCGCCUCUGCGCCUCUAUCGCUCGCAAGUAUACGGUGAUGCAGUUUUCGACAAACGCGUUCCUGAGUCAGCAGACCAAACUGCUUUGGGCCCUGAUUCCGCUCUCAAGCAACGGGCUUGUGCUCCAUUGCACAUCAAGUAUGGUUUGGACGUCAACAAGGGCGCGAUCGUGGUUGUGCGUCCUGACUCGUAUGUCGGCGCGGUGGUCGAGCUGAGCGAGGCUGGCUGCGAGGGCUUGAACGACUAUUUUGCGGGGUUCUUGAGAGAAAGUGGCGGAUCGCCAGUGAGGGCGAGUUUUUAG